GACGUCCUGCCUACUAUUGGCUUUGUAAUUCACUAAAUAUUUAUUGUCCAGUUCAGUGGGAGUAUGGCCGCCUCAAUCUGUAUUAUAGUGUGGUGUCAAAGCGCAAAAUUUUAAAGCUGAUAGAAGCCGGCAUUGUUAAUGACUGGGAUGAUCCGCGGUUAGUUACUUUGACGGCACUCCGUCGUCGUGGAUUUCCACCUCAAGCUAUUAAUAUGUUUUGUGAACGUAUUGGCGUUACUAUGGCUCAAACAAUCCUAGAUCCUUCUGCUUUAGAUGCUUGCGUACGGGACUAUCUGAAUGAUCAUGCACCACGUGUGAUGGCUGUUUUAGAGCCAAUAAUAGUCACUAUUACGAAUUGGUGUGAACUAUAUGGCAAUAAAUCUUCUGUCGAGCUUACAGUUGCGGAUUUUCCUGCCAUUCCAGACAGUAAAACCCAUAGUGUACUGUUGCAACAGGAGCUGUACAUAGAAAGUUCAGAUUUUCAAGAAGUUGCUGAGAAAGGAUAUCGUCGUUUAACCCCUAAUCAACCAGUUGGUCUUCGUUACGCGGGCCUUGUUAUAGAAUUUUCCGAUUUAAAAAAAGUAAACUAUAAUGUUUUAGAUUCUUUUAUACGAUUUUUGAUUUUGGUUACAUUUAAAUUUCGUAAAACAUUUGUUUUCUGAUUAUUACUUUAAUGUACAUAUACAUGUAAUAAUACGAAAUUUUGGACAAUAUUUCUAAGUAUAUGUUUUACAAGGAAAAUCACAAUUUUUUGUUCAG
This is a messenger RNA of Schistosoma rodhaini, 759 nucleotides long. The record is from the annotation of a GenBank genome assembly. NCBI's taxonomy places the organism in Eukaryota, Metazoa, Platyhelminthes, Trematoda, Strigeidida, Schistosomatidae.